UUUCCUGUUCAGCUUUUAUGGACACGACUCGAGGAAACACUUUAUUUCAUCAGAUAUUUACACCAUAAACAUAAAGUUUAAAUGCACUGACGUCUUAAACAGAAGUGAAAUCACCAUUUUCUGUCCUGGCGUAGGCGGAUGUUCUAGGUCACAGACGUGGAGCAGGGUGAUUUCCCAUGAUGCCUCUGGGCCUCUCACAUUUCAACCAAACCACUGCCAGUCGGUGACUGUACACGAGACUCGGCUGCUGCUGCUGGUGGUGGUUUACACUUUCUCCCCGAGACAGAACGUUCUGCAGAGCGACGGACGUGUGGUUUAACUCCUCGAGAGGAAAAAAGAGUUUUUCUCAGUCGUGUGUAAACAUUAAAAAUGGUAAAGCUUUGAUCCGUUCGAUCAAACGCUGGUGAACUGGCAGAACGGGAUCAUAAGCCUCACACCCCUUUAACAAACUGUUUCCUGUCCUGAGAUCAGGUCAAACAGGAAGAUCCAGGGACGCGUUUUAUCCACUUAUCAAACAUUAGUCAGUAGAAAAGAGCUGUGCAAAAUCCCUUAAUCACCUUUAUUCAUUCAGUUAUUUCUACAGUUGGUUUGUAAUUAAUAUUUAUCCCCUAAUGAAAAUAAAAGUGAGUCUGCGUCUGAAACUGAGCAGCGAAGGGAUUCGUUCCGACGUGCGGCUGUGAUGAAACUGUGAAAGUGAAACGAUCCCUGUGUGGGCACAAUCUAACCUCACUUCCUAAUAAAAAAAUCACAUCUAUUAAACAGUCAUGACGAGACCGUCCCUCAGACUCACAAACACCUCCCUCCGUCCAUGAGGACGCCUCACGGAACAAACCCAAACCAGACUGAAGUCGAUCAUCUCAGCUGGCAGGUCAGGUGAGGCGUGGGGGGGGUCGGACCUGGUCUCCAUGGCCCAGUUCCAGGAGGUUUUGGGUGAAGUGCGCUCGGCUCUGGCCUCGGCGUCUCCCGCCGAGCUCCGGGCUCUGGUCCAGGGUCUGGUGGAGGAGAGGAUCAUCUCAGAGGCGUACAGCAGGAGUCUGCAGCAGCUCACUGAGGGAGGGGCCGCACCUGAGUCUGAGCCGGAGCUGGACGGGUGGUUGGUGUCUGGGGGGUCCGGCAGCUGGGACUGGACGGGGUCGGUGAUGGACGGACGGAGGGAGAGGACGGGCGUGGACACACAGACUCUGAGGGAGAUGCUGAGAGGCUCUGAGAAGAAGGGGAGUUUGGAGGAGGCUGAGAAGGAGUGGUUAGAGGAGGUGUCUCGGAGGAUCGCGGUGCCUCUGUGGCAGCACUGGGACACAGGACGCAGGAUGUUGCUGCCUCUGGUUCCUUGUUGGACCCGUGGUUCUGCUCUGGACCAGGACGAGGAAGUGGAGCUCGCUGACAUGUGCAGGACACUGGACGAGAGCGAAGGCAUCUCCUCCUGCGCCGAGCUGGACUCAGCAGACUCCAGCGUGGGUCUGGGUCCGGGUCUGGGUCUGGGUCCGGGUCUGGGUCUGGGUCCGGGUCCUGAAGCUGGACUCGACCUGGAUCCUUUCAGAAGCUUUGGAGAAGGAUGGACUCCCUCAGGACCGACACAGUCUAACAGGAGGCUGAGUGAUAAGGACCAUGUGGACUCGUUCAGUCCGGCUCCAGACUCCGGCCUGACCCCCCCGGUCACGGGGAUCACAGAGUACGUGGACACCUUCUCCAGGACGAUCAGCAGCUCAGACGGAGGAGACAACGUGGACUCACUCUGGGAUGCCAAGAUGCAGGAGGUGGAUCCGGACGUUAUCAUCCCCUCAGACUUUGGAGAUUUACCAGAAGAUUUAUCCGAAUACAUGGACGACAGUUACCUGAACACAGACGUCCUCCUCGGUGACCCCUGGUUUAACUCUACAGAUGAAUUCAGUGACUUUCCUUUACCCACGGAAGCAUCCAGCGGUGACGCUCACCAGCAGAGACACACGACCAAACUACCAGACAAAGCAAAGAGACGAAAGACACAGAGAGCUCCUUCGUCACCUCUGUGUCCAGACGAGACGCCGAGACCCAAACGCAGGAAAAAAGCAGCAGGUAAAACAAACACCACAGAGCCAGAGUCUGAGCCAGACUCCGUUCAAGGACCAGAGCUGAGUCCAGUAAAGACCAUGAGAGGUCCCUGCACAACUCCACAGAGAAUCCUCCACAUCUACCCGUCCCACCCAGGCUCCCCCAUCCCCAUUCAGUUCAUCGCCCUCCGAGAGGCCCCUGGGUACCAGGUGGUCCGGCUUUCCCCCCCUCCUCCUUUAAUAAGGUUCCCACUCCCCAACACAGCGGCUGCUCCAGCCUAUAUAUUAGUUCCUGCGUCGUCUCCUCCUUCCGCUCGUCAGGUUCCUCCUCUUUCCCCAGUGGAUGGAGCAGUAGCACCGGUCCAGAUGAGUUCAUCUCCUCCAGGUUCUCUCUCGGACACGGCCAGCAAAGCCAUGUCUCCCCCUUGUGCCUCACCCCUCUCCCCCAUUAAUGACUCGUCUCUGUGCAAAGAGUCAUCUCCUCCUCCUCCUCCUCCUCCUCAGUCUCCCACUGCCUCCCCCGUCCCCGACCUCCCACCGGCAGUUAAGGAGUACAUCCAGGAAGCCAAAGCCCACGUCGGCCUGAUGUGCCGGGACAUGGAGGAAGGCCUGAGCCUGACGUCGCAUUACGUGGACGUGAAAGUGAACCAGAGAGAGACUCUUCGUUCAGGAAAGAACACAAACAAAACCCUGGACAAGGAGCUCGUCAUCAUGGGAGACACAGACCGUCAGAAGAGCUGUGUGGAGCCCGCCCAGAUGUUCGAGGCCUCAUCUGGAGACAAGUCCCGGCUCUACAUGCUGCUGCUCGGCAACGCCGGCAUGGGGAAGACCACCCUGAUAAAGAAGCUGUGUCUGGACUGGUCCAGAGACGCCGUCCCUCAGUUUGACUUUGUCUUCCUGCUGGAUGGGAAGAGUCUGACGUUGACAGAGCCCGUCUACAGCCUCCGGACGCUCCUGCUCAGCGUCUCCUCCUUCGCCUCCUCCUGCCCGGACCCGGAGGAGGUGUACGCUCAGAUCGCCGCCGCGCCCAAACGCGUUCUCAUCAUCUUCGACGGCUUCGACGAGCUGCGCGACUACGAAGUUCUUCUGCAGACGCAGGAGAAGGAGCUGGUGGCGUCGCUGCAGAGGGACGGUCGAGCUCAGAGCUUCACCGUCAGGCAGCUGUACUCCGCCCUCCUCCAGAGGAUCCUGCUCCCGGGCUGCACCCUGCUCCUCUCCACCCGGCCCAGAGGCUCCGCCAGUCAGCUGCUCCGCCGUGCGGACGGCUUCCUGGAGGUCUGCGGCUUCACCCCGACCCACGUGGAGACGUAUCUGUCCCAGUACUUCACGGACCCCGUCCUCAGGGCCUCGGCCCUGGAGCUCCUGAGGAGCAGCAGCUACCUGCGUCUCCUCUGCUGGAACCCCGGGCUGUGUCGCCUGGUGUGUUUGGUUCUGGAGCAGUCCGCAGGGCUGGAGGUUCUGCCCAGGUCUUUAACUGGACUCUGUCAUGAGGUGCUGCGUCUGAAAAUGGACAAAGACGGUAAGAGGACAGAGACAGACGCUGAGACACAGGUUCCUGAAACGGAGCCGCAGCCAGAACCUUUUGAAAGGUCUCAGGUGAAGACGUGUCACAAACAGAGGUUUCAAAGAGGAAGGAGGACCAAGCUCCAAGAGACGGAGCUGGACGAAGUGGACGAGGAGACGUCCCAGAGAGUUGGAGGGGCAGCAGAGAGGACAGAGGACAGACAGCUGCUGUCCCAGCUGAGCGCUUUGGCCUGGGACGGGGUCAAAGCAAACUCCAGCAUCCUUCCCAAGGGACCGGCCACGUCUGGAAAACUCCAGGAGUUCGGUCUCAGGAUGGGACUCCUCCUGUCUCACCGCCUGAGGACGACGAGGAGGACGGGAGGAGGAGAGAGGAGGGAGGUGGUGGAGGAUCACAUCCUGUUGUGGGCCAACCCUUUUCUCCAGAGCUACUUGGCAGCCGUUCAUCUGUCUUUGUCUCGAACUAUUUCAGACCGAGCUUUCCUCCAGACCCUGCCCUUCCAUGCGGGAGCCAAGGCCCGGCGCCGGCCUCAGAGGGAGGAGCUGGAGCUCACGCAGCGUCUCACGGUCGGCCUCCUGUUCCACAACAGGACGGAGCUGCAGACGCUCCAGACGCUCCAGACGCUCCAUCCGACGUCGUGCAGGGACCUGCUGGUCAGCAGGCAGGCGCUGGUGCUGAAACACAUGGAGGGUCUGAACUACGGAGACCUGAGCCCCUCCCAGGUCCUGGAGGCCUGUCACUAUGUUUACGAGGCCAGCAGAGUCUCUGGCAGCGCUCGGCUGGUCUCUCACCUGGCUGCAAACCUCCCAGAGCUCCUGACGUUUGGUGGCGUCCCCCUCGGGCCGCCGGACGUCUUCGCCGUGCAGCACGCCCUGGACCAGGCCAGGAGGGACGGGAGGAGCUUCAGCCUGGACCUGGAGAACUCAGGGAUACAGAUCUGUGGACUCAGGGCUCUGGUCGGCCUCAGCAACAUCAGCACGUACAGGGCCUGCAUCGCUGACGUCAUCAGCCUGUGGAAGCAGCUGGAGGAGGACGAGGGGGAGGUCGAGCUCCUGCAGGGGGCGGUGUCUAAGUUCAAGAUCCACCCCCUGAAAGCCACACAGGUGUGUCACAUCGAGCACCUGGCCAAGCUGGUGGACAUCCACGUGCACAAGAGGAUAACGGAGAGCUCCAGCCGAUCAGAGUCCAUCCUGGUGGACGGCGUACCUGCAGUCAAUGAGCUGCACAAGCUGGAGUUUGAGCUCGGUCCAGAUCUUGGUCCUCUGGCUCUUCCUAAACUCUGGGAGCUCCUUCCAGGCCUCCACAACCUGCAGCACCUGGACCUGGAGAACUGUAAGAUUGGAGAUGAAGGAGCAGAGAAGCUGGCGGAUGCUCUGGUCUCCCUCUGUUCUCUGGAGAUUCUAAAUCUGUCUCAGAACUGCAUCGGGGACCAGGGGUUGAGCAAACUGUCGUCCACGCUGAGGGAUCUGCCCCGGCUGCACUGUUUGAGCCUCUACAGUAACGUGAUCUCAGACGAAGGAGCAGAGAGUUUAGCAGCUGUUCUCCCACACAUGGCGUCGCUCACUGACCUGGACGUCAAAUACAACAAGCUGACGGACGUAGGAGCCCAGAGUUUAGGAGCCAGUCUGAAGAACUGCAAGAGGAUCAGGUCUCUGAGGAUGUGGAACCAGUGCAUUCCCUACGGGGUGUUUGAGAGGCUGCAGCAUCAGGACGCUCGGAUCCUGUGGCAUUAGAGCGACGCCAUGUUUACACUACGCUUCCUCCAGAGAGACAGAGACACAAAGAGACAGAGACACAAAGACACACAGACACAACGACACAAAGACACAAAGAGACAAAGACACACAGACACAACGACACAAAGACACAAAGACACAACGACUGCACUGAAACACAUUCUGCUGCUUCAUGGGAACUACAGGGGAGAAGUGAAUGCACAGUACAAGCUCAUUUGCACUAUUCAUCAUUUAGAUUUUGUUUUUUUACUUAUUGCCAGUAUUUGUUUUCUGAGAGGCUGUAAAAGUUGCUUUGUCUUAAAUAAAGUCAACACCUUUUUUAUUUUUUGUUGCCAACUGUUCUGCGUGAAUUCAUCAGUUUAUUAAAAACCUCUUUUCACUUCC
Mugil cephalus (flathead mullet) is the source of this 5669-nucleotide messenger RNA. It is a transcript of the gene ciita, whose product is annotated as class II, major histocompatibility complex, transactivator. The record is from RefSeq and is a predicted model, not a curated record. The transcript is spliced from 22 exons. Bases 906 to 5282 code for a protein of 1458 amino acids. Gene Ontology annotation, molecular function: protein binding. Lineage: Eukaryota; Metazoa; Chordata; Actinopteri; Mugiliformes; Mugilidae. Gene Ontology annotation, biological process: positive regulation of MHC class I biosynthetic process; positive regulation of MHC class II biosynthetic process; inflammatory response.